Messenger RNA from Aspergillus homomorphus CBS 101889, 732 nucleotides. RefSeq lists its product as uncharacterized. Lineage: Eukaryota; Fungi; Ascomycota; Eurotiomycetes; Eurotiales; Aspergillaceae. The record is from RefSeq and is a predicted model, not a curated record. The transcript is spliced from 2 exons. Bases 1 to 732 code for a protein of 243 amino acids.
AUGACCAACACAAAAUACGACACGGUCGAGACAACCAAACAAGACCACCACUCCACCUCCCUCGAAGCCAUCACUCCAAUAACAGACGGCAACCGCGCACGCCAAACCUGCUGGCUCUGCGGCCACGACUACCAGCCCUGGCUGUACCCCAUCCCCGAAGACAGCGCAACGUCUCUCCCGCCGGAUAUAUACACCCUUCCCCUCCCCCACGAAUCCAAUGUUGCCAUAUCCCUGAAAACACAAACCCUGGUAACCCUCUGCAAAAAAUGCGCCACCGAAACCACCAAACCCCACCUCCAACCCCAACUCUUCUACCCGCAAGACCUCGACUUCUUCAUCGCUUUCGAGCUGCGCGAGCGCUCGGCUACCCGCUCCGCCCAGAUCGAUAGCGAGAAGCCCUCGAAGCGGGACUACGAGGUGCAUUUGGUCGAGGAGGGAAGGAUGCCUUUUUGGGUUGUUGGAGCGCUUUACUGCUUUGUUGAAUUGGGGGGACCUGGUUCCGAGGGUGACGAUCAGACCCUGUGGGAGGGGAAAAGCGAGACGAAGGUGCAGUUCUGGGACGGCGAGCCUGUUGCUGCUAUCCUGCGGGCUGUUCGGCUUGUUGAGCUUGGUCUUGGGGGAGCGCGCGUGGACGCUGGUGUCGUGGAGAAGUUGUUGGUUCUUCGGGAUUUGUAUGCUGGGGAGGAGGUGGAGGAUAUACGGCGGAGGUAUGGGGCCAAGGGACAUACAUAG